Molecule: messenger RNA, 3072 nt
Organism: Paramecium pentaurelia
Lineage: Eukaryota; Ciliophora; Oligohymenophorea; Peniculida; Parameciidae
Source: the annotation of a GenBank genome assembly
AUGGAAGCCAAUUGGAUUACAAAGCAAGUAACAAAAUAUAUUGUUAUUAAUGAAAAAUUGAGUUGUGAAGCAUUUGGUUGUUUAUAUAAAGGUUUCUACAAAGAUGAUGAAACCAAACUAAUCGCUGUAAAGAUGGUCAAAAUAGCCGUAACUUUAUCAUAAGCAAGACCUUCUAGGUGUUUGGUGAAAAUCCAAAGCUUCUUGAAUUGUUUAAAUAAGAAAUUGCAAUCCUUUAAAAAAUCAAUCAUCCAAAUAUUAUAAGAAUGAUUGAUAUCAUUCGUACCAAUAAUUAUGUGUAUAUAAUCCUUGAAUAUUGUGCAGAUGGAAACCUCAAAAAAUACAUGGCAAAAAAGAAAGAAAAUAGACUUAGCGAAGUUAAACUUUAAUUUAUGAUAGGUUGAAGCAAUACUCUUUAUCAAUCAUAUUGUUGAAGGCUUUAAAAUUUUAUAUUAGAAUAAAAUAAUACAUCGUAAUAUUAAGCCGGGCAACAUCUUACUACAUGAGGGAAUAGCAAAAAUUACUGAUUUUAGCAUAGCUUGCGUGAUAGAUUCAGAUAUGAAUGGUUUUCAAUUUAGCAUUUUAAUUCAUUAGCUCCAACAUAACUUACGAAAAUGGGUACACCACUAUACAUGGCUCCAUAAAUUCUAUAAGGAAAGCCAUUUUCUUCAAAAUCUGAUAUAUGGUCUUUGGGAGUCACAUUUUAUGAAAUUCUUUAUGGUCGCGUCCCAUGGGAAGGCUAAGAUUUUGAAUCAUUUUUUGAAAAUGUCCAAAAAUAAGUAUUUUAAAUAUUUCAUUUAGCCAAUAUUAUACCCUAAUAAACCUUUCAGAUCAAAAGGAGUGAAGGAACUUAUAACUAAAAUGCUACAAAUUGAAGAAAGUGAUAGAAUAUCCUGGUAGGAAGUAUUUGAGUGCUAAAUUCUAAAAAAAUAAGAGCAAAUCAAUCAGCCAGACUUCAUAAAUAUAUUUCAAGAAAAAGGUUUCUUAAUAAUAAUAAUAUCAAGAUGAACUAGGCAAAUCAAUUUUAAUUAAUAAGUGUUAUCUUGAGCAAUAUUUAGUGGCUAGAUAUUUNAUAAUUUCCUUUAAUCAACUUGAUGUAUUUAAUUAUUAUUUUAUAUUUAAAAUGGAAGCCAAUUGGAUUACAAAGCAAGUAACAAAAUAUAUUGUUAUUAAUGAAAAAUUGAGUUGUGAAGCAUUUGGUUGUUUAUAUAAAGGUUUCUACAAAGAUGAUGAAACCAAACUAAUCGCUGUAAAGAUGGUCAAAAUAGCCGUAACUUUAUCAUAAGCAAGACCUUCUAGGUGUUUGGUGAAAAUCCAAAGCUUCUUGAAUUGUUUAAAUAAGAAAUUGCAAUCCUUUAAAAAAUCAAUCAUCCAAAUAUUAUAAGAAUGAUUGAUAUCAUUCGUACCAAUAAUUAUGUGUAUAUAAUCCUUGAAUAUUGUGCAGAUGGAAACCUCAAAAAAUACAUGGCAAAAAAGAAAGAAAAUAGACUUAGCGAAGUUAAACUUUAAUUUAUGAUAGGUUGAAGCAAUACUCUUUAUCAAUCAUAUUGUUGAAGGCUUUAAAAUUUUAUAUUAGAAUAAAAUAAUACAUCGUAAUAUUAAGCCGGGCAACAUCUUACUACAUGAGGGAAUAGCAAAAAUUACUGAUUUUAGCAUAGCUUGCGUGAUAGAUUCAGAUAUGAAUGGUUUUCAAUUUAGCAUUUUAAUUCAUUAGCUCCAACAUAACUUACGAAAAUGGGUACACCACUAUACAUGGCUCCAUAAAUUCUAUAAGGAAAGCCAUUUUCUUCAAAAUCUGAUAUAUGGUCUUUGGGAGUCACAUUUUAUGAAAUUCUUUAUGGUCGCGUCCCAUGGGAAGGCUAAGAUUUUGAAUCAUUUUUUGAAAAUGUCCAAAAAUAAGUAUUUUAAAUAUUUCAUUUAGCCAAUAUUAUACCCUAAUAAACCUUUCAGAUCAAAAGGAGUGAAGGAACUUAUAACUAAAAUGCUACAAAUUGAAGAAAGUGAUAGAAUAUCCUGGUAGGAAGUAUUUGAGUGCUAAAUUCUAAAAAAAUAAGAGCAAAUCAAUCAGCCAGACUUCAUAAAUAUAUUUCAAGAAAAAGGUUUCUUAAUAAUAAUAAUAUCAAGAUGAACUAGGCAAAUCAAUUUUAAUUAAUAAGUGUUAUCUUGAGCAAUAUUUAGUGGCUAGAUAUUUAAUAUAAGAUCAUAUUGUGGUUCUUGAAAAGCAAAAGGAAAUUGCUUUGAAGAGUUUUUGUGAAGUUCGAUCAAAAUCAAUUAAUUAUGAAUAAGAUCUAAAUGUAAAAGUUUUUUCUUUAAGCAAUAGAGUGAAAUUCUUCUGCGUAAUUAAUAAAUUGAGACAAAAAGAAAAGCAGCUAUGCUAAAAUAUUAUAAUUACUUUUUAUUUGAAAGAAAUGUUUCAUUUUUUUUUAAUUUUGUUGCUUAAAAAAUUAUUUUGCUGCAAUAACAAUAAUUGAUGCUGCCUAAUGAAAGUUAUUAUGGAUUACUUUUUUUUAUUGCUAAAAAUUAAUUAAUCCAUUUAGAAAGAGUAAAUGAAUAAUUUACAAAGAAGGUUCAUGAAAAGUUUAAUUAAGAAACAUGGAAUAGUUUUUUAUUAUCUGAAGUAAUUAUAAAUUCAUUUUCUAGGAAUUUAAGAAAUUAAAAUCAUUAAUCUAAAAAGAUUUGAAGUAUUCUUUCGAUUUUUUUUAACAAAUAUCCAACGCCUUCAAUAAAACAGUAGAUAUUGAUCUGUUAAAGAGAUAAAUAUCGAAGAAGAAAAAGAAUUUUAUUUUAGAAAUUGAAAAUUUUAAUAACAAUUCAUUCAAAAUUGAUUAAGGUUUUUAUCAUUUGUAUCAUGAAAUUAUUGGAGAUAAUAUUAAAGAACUUAUCAAUAUAAAAAGUUAAGCAAUAGAUUAUAAUUUACUCAUUUUAUAUCUAUCAAUUUGCUUAAAACCCUAUGAAGAAUUCAAAGAGAUUACUUUUGAUUUUGACAUAUUUUAUGAAUAAACAGAAUAACAGAAGCUUAAUGAUAUUUAUGAAAGGUUGUUACAAAAAGGAUUUUAAUUGUAAAUUCUAAUUUGA